Molecule: messenger RNA, 5885 nt
Organism: Aquila chrysaetos chrysaetos
Lineage: Eukaryota; Metazoa; Chordata; Aves; Accipitriformes; Accipitridae
Gene: FOXN2
Product: forkhead box N2
Exons: 7
Coding region: 258-1568 (436 amino acids)
Biological process (GO): regulation of DNA-templated transcription
Cellular component (GO): nucleus
Molecular function (GO): DNA-binding transcription factor activity; cis-regulatory region sequence-specific DNA binding
Source: RefSeq, a predicted model, not a curated record
GCCGCCGCCGCUGCGCAGGGAGCAGCUGCUCCCUGACACAUCCCCCCGCUGCCAUAUUGUGUCCGCGCUGCCGGCCGCACGGCUUCAUGACCGCGGGACACCAACCAAGGAGCGUGCUGCCUCAACAGCUCCAACCGCCACAGGUUUUCUGCUUGAGGAGCCUUCCCGUGUCCUCUGGGGAGCUCGGGAUGGAAGGCACCAGCAUUGCCAGCAGCUCUCUCAGUGUCAGGAUGUGCCAGUCCAACCAAUAAAGCUAAAUGGGUCCAGUCACUGGAAUGACUCCGGAUAAGAAAGCUGAAACGCCAGGAGCAGAAAAAGCUGCAGGACUACGGCAGUGUCACGGGAUGGGAAGCUUGCCCGACGCAGGCGAUGCCGGCAGGCCGAAGGCCACCGUGGUGGACAGAGAUUCGGCAGACGACGAGCUCACAAAUUUGAACUGGCUGCACGAAAGUACUAACCUUCUAACAAACUUCAGCCUCGGAAGUGAGGGUCUUCCGAUCGUUAGCCCCUUAUAUGACAUUGAGGGCGACAGUGUGCCAUCCUUCUCGCCAUCCUGCUACCAGAACCCCGAAAAAAAAUCCUCCACUUCCAAACCCCCUUACUCUUUCAGCCUUCUCAUUUACAUGGCGAUCGAGCAUUCCCCCAACAAGAGCUUGCCAGUCAAAGAAAUCUACAGCUGGAUCCUGGAGCGCUUCCCCUACUUCGCCACAGCACCCACCGGCUGGAAGAACUCGGUCCGACACAACCUCUCCUUGAACAAGUGUUUCCGAAAGGUGGAGAGAAGCCAUGGCAAGGUGAACGGAAAAGGCUCGUUAUGGUGUGUUGACCCAGAAUAUAAACCUAAUCUUGUCCAAGCACUGAAAAAGCAGCCUUUUCCCUCAGCACUUGCAUUUUAUACUCCGCCAGCGUCACCACCAAGGUCAGCGUCCCCUCACUACCUAACUUCAGUCCUUCAGCAGAAUCAUGGCCGAUCUCUCAAAGAAUCCGAUAUUGAUGCUGCUACUGCAAUGAUGCUGUUAAAUACUUCCAUUCAACAAGGGAUGUUGGACUGUGAGAAACCUCAGCCUCUGAAGACACCGAAGAAGAGGAGUUACGGCAGUGCGUUCAAUCCUCCCAGUUCCAUAAAUUUGCAGGAAAGUGAUUCCGCGGCCACCAAUAUCGAUCCGAAGGAGGAUCACAACUACAGUGCCAGCAGCAUGGGUUCCCAGCGCUGCGCAUCUAGGUCCAGCGUGUCUUCCUUGUCCUCCCUUGACGAGGUGUAUGAAUUUAUCUCCAAGACCAGCCAUGAUGGAAGCGAUGGCAGCGAAGGAUUUCACAGUGAAGUGGAUACAGACGUUGACUAUGAAGAUGAUCCUCUUGGAGACAGUGGCUAUGCAUCACAACCUUGUGUAGAUACCUCUGAGGAAAGUCAGCCUAGCAACAAAGCACUCAAGGAGUUAUGUCAAGAAAUUGAUGAGGAGUUGAAAGAAGCAGCGGGGUCUCUGCUCCACCUCGCUGGCAUCCAAACGUGCUUGAGCUCCUUAAUAAGUACUGCAAAGACCCACUGUCACAAGCAAAGGAAAAAAUAGUAUGUUUGUCAGUGUUGAAUAUAUACAUAUAUUUUUUUUAAUUGUGGCAAUACUCUUCUACUUUUACCCUUCACAAGGGAGAUCAAAGCCAUAAGAGGACUCAUUGCUUUUUUAUUUUUGGCGCUAACUAUAAUUUAGCCAUUUAUUUUUAAAUCACUGCCUAAAAAGAAAAAAAAAUAUUUAAUCUUCUCAAAUUAGAAGAGAUGCAUGACUUGUGAAAACCUGAAAGCAUACUUCUUAAUGAUCACUGUUUAAUUUUUUUUUUCCUUUUUAAUAGUUGAUUAUUUUUUUUUUCCAGAGAUAUGUUUGUUCAGAUGCACAUUGUGGAUCAUAUUUACAUCUCUGCUGGCCCCAUCUGCAGAGGUGAAUUUUGCCCUAAGGGCUCUGACUUCCAUGUAAAGGAUUAAAAAGGAGGACAAAAAAAAAAAAAAAAAAAGCAGGGGUGGGGGCAGGUCCUGGCCUCAGUUGCCUCCUCCCACUCGUCCUCUCUUCCCUCUUCUGAGACAGGUCCCAGUGGAAACGCUGGGGAAGCGACUCCGAGUGGCUGCAGUUUUCAGCCCAUCUGACGCAGUGGCUGAAAACCCGUAGCGCUCCAGGAGCUGCUUUCAGCAAGAUGCCAAGUACCUCCUGGAAUAGUGGGGAUAAGGGGGAGCCGAGGGGGGUACCACCCGCAGUUUUCUUUUUUUUUUUUUUUUUUUUUUUCUCCUCUUUCCCCUAAAUCUGCUGUGUGCAGGUCAGAUACCUGAAGGCAAACAGGUUGGGUUUUUUUCAUCUUAAGACAAAUUGUCUCUUUUUUUGUGGGGGCGUGUGUCCUUUUCAUGCAGAUGCAUGCACACAUACAUACGCGCACCUUGGAUGUAGCCAACAGUGAAAGCUGCCACUUGCCAAGUUUGAUGUUGUCCUCGUGUUAUCACCGCUGUUGAAUAUGUAGUAGCUGUGUAGUCCUGCAACAUCUACCCUUCUGCUCCCCUGUACCGAUUCGGGGGGAAAAAAAGAGCCCAACAGUUGAUGGUGGUGACAACGUGGACGAGGUGGAGGCUUUAGGUGGCGAACAGCUGCUGAAAAGGGAACGUCUUACCCCCUAAACUGAGACAAAAUAGAAUAGCUGCCUUUUGGAUCGGUGAACCCUGAAUUGCUUUGGGGUUUUUUUGCCCCGUCCCCUCAAUGUUCGUUGUUUUUGUCACAUGGGCUGUCCUUACCUUUUGUUUCCCAGAUCACUGUGCCUUGUGCUGUGUGAACCCUAUCAGCCUGCUGCCGCAUAUGGGGCAUCUAACGGCUUUAGCCUUUGGAUGUACAUCAUAGCUCAGGAGGACCUCUCUGUUUCGGGAAGAAAUUCCUCCACAAUUCAUUUUUGCAAUAAGAGAAUCUCUUUAUAGUUCCCAGACAUCCUUCAGCCAAAAAUGUUUUAGUGGUAUGGUGAACUUUUUUCCUCUUUUUUUUUUUUCUUUCUUUUAAAAUCAGUGGUGAUUGCUUAUAGCUUCCUGUAGAUGAUGGCUUUUUUGUUUUUUUUUUUAAAUUUUCUGUUCAAAAAUGGGUAAGCAGUUCUGUUGGAGUGGGUUUUAACAGUACUGUAUGUAUAAGGAUGCCUUAAGUCUGUUGCAGAAUUGUAUACAACUAUCAAAGGUCAUCUUUCCCAUUUCUGAAAGGUAGCAUGAUGUGCCAUAAAUGUUUUCGCUAACACGUGAAGCUAUUGCUUCCAGCCGGUGUUGGGCAAGCUGGUUGAAAAUUAGGAGCAGAGCUACCUAGGAAGCCAGUGUCCACUGUUUUGGUUGUUGAAAACAGUGCUGGAUUCAGCCAAAAGUUAACCUUUCCCAAACGGGGUAUUUUUCUGGCUAUUUGGAGGCCUUUCUUAGAUCAGUGUGGUUGGGGGUUUUUGGUUUUUGUUUCUUUUUUUCUUAUUUGUCAGUCUCUUCGUGAAUACUGCCAUAAACUCUCUACUUUAAAUAUGAACACAGCCAUGCUGCUGAAGGUCUGUUGCUCUGAGGGCCUCUUCCAGUGCCUCUUGAAGACAACGGUGGUGCUCCCGCUGACUCAAUGGCUGUUGGAUCAAGCCUGAAAUAUUUGAGGUUCUUUGUGUUUUGGAAUUUAAAGCCAAUUAUGUUUUUUUUUUUAAAGCACAAACACUAGGAAAAAAGUGGUUUGGGUUUUUUUCCCAGUUUUUUUCCAGUACUUCAGUUUUUAAGAAUAUUUUUCUUCCCUUUCAAGAAAUAAAUCACUCCGCUGCAUUCCUGCUUUGUGUGAACACCCGUUAGCCUACACCCGUAACAGGGCAACAUGUGUGCAGAUGUGUAUGUCUUCUGGAUAUCACAAGUGGUGCAUUAGCCAAUUAGAUCUGAUAUCGUAUGUGUUACUGAUGGAUAGUAGGGGUAAAACUCGCUAUUUAAAGGAAAAUUAAGUACCAAUGCAGUGGUUCUUAGGAUUUUGAGAUGUGGAGAUGCGAAUGCUCGGUGAAACUGCUUUUUGCUCACGGGUUGCUUUUGUACCUUGCUGGAAAACUGCAAAGAAAGCUGCAGAGUUUGUGUCCAUGCGAAAAUGAGGAUUCAGCUACACAGAAGUGUUGUUAGCAGUCUGGGAUUUUGCUCGGUGCCAUGAUUUCAGUUGCACGCUGUUGAAGAGGGGUGCUGCCUGGCUCUCGCUGAUGGUGGUUGCAGCCUUUCUGUAGCUUCCAGUGGAAGCUGGAUCAAGGUCCAAGUAUUCUGGAAACUGCGGUCAUAGUCGGCUCCGUGGUUUGGUUUGGUUCUGAAUUAUUUUUUUGCCUCAGAUAAAAUUUGAGAAGGUUAAUACUUACUAGGAGUGUGGCUGUGCCGCUGUUAACCCUGAAGUUGGUGAUAAUGACUUCAGCAUUUCUGAAGGGGUGGGGUUGGGAUGCUAACGAUGCAUUUAAUUACCAUGUGCAACGAGCAAUAAAGCCAUACUAAUCAGAAGUUAGCGGUGAAAGCUGCAUCCAUCCUUACAGCUUUCAGCCUGGGAGAACUGGAAUUGUGGAAAGGGGGAAGCAAUUGCAGCCUUUCCCCAGGACACGGAGUGGUGCGGCAGGGCCAUGCUCGUCAAGCUUUGGUGGUUUCCCUCUCUCCUUCCGAAGGAGAAGGCAGCCGAUCUGGGCCCCUGACCUAUUCCACCACGUUGUUCCACGCCUCUGCCCGCGUGUUUUGGCAGGUAAAGGCCGCCAGCUCAGUUGCGGAGCACCCCUCUUGGUAGCGGGAGAAUAGCUGCCCUUCCUUUCGCUUACUUAUCUAGCAUUGGGUUUGGGUUUGUUUGCCACCUCAGUUAGAGACCCUGGUGUAUAUAGUAUAAAUGGAAUAUAAUUAAAAGUUAUUUUGAUUGUUGGUUUGUUUUUUUUUUUCUUUGUGACAUAUGUAAAAUGUUCAUGCCAAUGGUUGACUCGGAUAUAUUUUGGCAAGAAAAGUAUUAAUGAACCACAUUCAAUUCUUUAAAUACAGUGAAUGAGUGUAUGAGACUUAUGUACAAGGGAGGCUGCUCUGUUCAGGAUAAAACUAAUGUGAAUACUGUACGAACCUGUAUUGGCCUUUCAGGUUCCAAUACUAAAUUACUGCUUUUGUAAAAGUCACACACAUCAAACAUUUUCAAAUCCAACUGUAAAAUGGAAGUUGUAUGGUUUGCAACUUUUCAUCAGCCUGAAAAGUAAGUAGAAGCUUUGGUUUAAAGCAAAGUACGCUCAUACACGUUAGUAAUGGUGUAGUCAAAAUAUUUAUUGAAAAGAAAAGGUAGAAUAUUUUAAAUGUUGCACCUGCCAUUAUAUCUUAAAGCACAUUCUUCACACCUAACUGCCAGUGCCAUUAUCAAAGUCUGUUUUAUAAAUGUACAUUUCUUCAAACUAAAAAGUGCAUAAUUAAAAGUAUUAUGUUACUGCCAUAUAGUGAUAUAAAACAUUUUAUAAUUGCCAAUUCAUUGUAACUAUUAUUUAUUUAAAAGUGAAUUGUAAGAAUGCUUUCUGAUCAAAUGAACCAGAGUUGUUUUUAAACCGUACCCAUUAGCUUGUUUCUAAUGUAGCAUAAGCAAUGUCCUUGGGUUUGUUUAGAAUAAUUUUGCCAGUAGGUGACCAACUCUAACCCUUUUUCCUCCAGUUUAGUCCUUUACCCGUUUUAAAGACGAUUUACAGAAGUUUAGUUUUUUGUAUGCUAAUCUCUGUUAAUUAAAACGUUUAUAAAGUUUAUUUUUACCAAAGAGAUGCAAUUCAUUAUGACAAAAUAUUGCAGAAUAAACUUUGUUUUAUAACAUUUGUGACUUUUCUGCCCACAUUUUUCAUUCAGAUGAUCAAAGGGGCUUUUCUAAAAUAAACAGCAUUGCAAACAGAAA